Molecule: messenger RNA, 3393 nt
Organism: Paraglomus brasilianum
Lineage: Eukaryota; Fungi; Glomeromycota; Glomeromycetes; Paraglomerales; Paraglomeraceae
Source: the annotation of a GenBank genome assembly
AUGACAGAUUUAGAUAAAAUACUCGGUGAAUUGCAACUGGAAGUGGAGGAACUCACUGCGGAUCUUGAACGGAGUGCCAGUAACGAGCAUAUAAAAGAAUAUUCAUCUAAUAAGGAUCGAGACUCUCAAGAAAGUCAAUAUUCACAAUCAACAACGACCAACUCUAGCGCUAGUUCCACAGACUCAUCGGGAACUUCCCCAGACAAAGAAUAUCACACUGACAAUCUCUUUGGCUUUAGUCUUGCUUCAAUAGAAUUAAUGCAAGAAGAACUGAUCAAGUUAAACUCGAGUCUCAACAAACGUCCAACGAAUGCCUCUACCAAUCCAUCUUCACAAAUGCAAUUCAACGUAUCCUCCUCAAACACUGAUAUUGGACAAAAGUCAUCUCCUCCUCGUCUGCCAGCUCUCCAGACAAUUUUUUCAUCCUCUGUAUCAAGCCCCGGACAGUCUUCAGCCUCCUCACCUAUAUCAGCAUCAACCACAUCAACUUCCUCUCCAGUAUCUCCAAAUGGCGAUAACCAUCUCUUCCGUAAUAUUGGCAAAAAUACAGACAAUACAUCUCCUGAUGCUUUGGUUCCUAAUAUAAUGGCCUUGACCGGUCUCAGCCCGACAUCACCAGCGGAAAGUCCAUCUAUAUCAUUAACUUCAUCUCCGAGCGAAACAGAGACUGAUAGUGACGAUAGCGGUAGCAGCGAUUUCAACCCACUAUCGUUAUCUCGAAAACAAAAGCCAAAACCCGUUUCAGACGAUGCAGUGGAUACAAACAGAAUAAAACGAAGUGCAACAAAUGGACAUAAACAUUCUUCGCCAAAACGAGUAGCGUCGCCUACACCUAGUCCAAAUAAUUCCUCGAACCCGGCUCUUACAACUCCAACUGGUGCAAAAAUCACAAGAAAAGGGACUACUGCUCGGGGGUUGGGAAGUAGGGUCAAAGUACAAGGAGCACCAAGACUAUCAAAAGAUCCUCUCCCUCCAACUCCUGCACUGCCAAAAUCUCACUUGGAUAAUGAAAAAGAACAAAAUCGAACUCGUGAACAAGAAGUGGAUUCGCGCCGAUCUGUUCCACGUGGACGAGUUGCUGAAAACUACACCAACGGACGGUCUAAAUCUCGUGAUCCUACUCAUGACAGAGAUUCGUCCAAUCUAAGCACACGGGGUCGUGAAUUGGAAACACGAGACCACAUCAAUAAAUAUCGGGGUCAAGGAAGAUCUACAGAAAGACGUUCUAUCACUUCAGAAAACGACCCAAGACAACUUUCUGGACGUCGUUCAUCUCCAACGCGGGGACGGCCAAGCGAUAGAAGCGAACGCCCAGUCGAUAGAAGCGACCGCCAUCAUCCAACCGAUGACACGGCGGCAUCGAGGUCUCGUUCUGUCAAUCGCGAUCAAGGGAAUCGUGGACGAUCUAGGUCGAGUGUUCGAAACACUUCACCAAAGCCUACCCGUCCACUCAAUCAAUCUCGUUCUCGUACGCGUGAGGAUGACAGAGGUCGCUCUAAUGAUCGCUCUGAUCGCUCAACCAACGCUGAGCGUAGUCGAUCCAAGUCUCAAUCCCGUGUCAAUGGCAAAUCUCGAACACCAGGCGGAGAAAUUGCUGAUAUUGAUUUUGAGAAAGAGAGGGAUAAGGUUCUGGAGAGGAAUAAGAAUGGAGAAAAUAAAGACAAGGUGGUAGAACGAAGCAAAACACGUAGGGAGAAAAAGUCUGAAACACAGGCUGAUAAAGAAAUCAAGAUUACGACAAGAAUUUACAUUGGUGAUGUCCGUCAGUUCAAGACUCUUGCAUUAACUUCAAAGAUGAACGCACUUUCGGUUCUCAAAUAUUUAAAACGAAAGCAAGCUGUUCCAGACAGCGAUGAAUGGACGCUGUUUGAAUUGGUGAAUGAUCUUGGGCUAGAACGACCAUUGAGAGAUUGGGAAAUAGUAACCAAUGUAAUCAAUACAUGGGACCCUGCUCGCACCACUAACGCACUAGUAUGUAAGACGUAUGCUUAUAGACAUACGUUGACCGUUGAGGGCAUGAACAACGGCGUACCUCCACUGUUUGGAUGGCUUCACCUUAAAUUGAAAAAGAACAAAUGGGAGAAACGAUACGUUUAUCUUCGAGACGGAGCGAUAUAUCAUGCUAAAGACUCAAAGGGAGUAAACGAGACUUUCCUCUGUACUAUCGCAUCGUUUGAUGUGUAUACUCUAACGAAACCACUCAAGAGGGCACCAACAAAGUUUGCAUUUGCUUUAAAAUCCCAAGAUAAAAUAACAAUGUUUGAAAGCCCAGACCAAGACUAUGUACACUUUCUUUGUGCGGAGCGUUUGGAGAAGAUGAAAGAUUGGGUAUUAAGUAUACGAAAUGCAAAGGCACAAUUAUUACUGGAAGAAAGACCGGAAUUGUUCCAAGCAUGCAUGGCAAAAGAAGACAUAUUAUCGCCUACCGUCAUAUCUCCGCAAACGGACAAGUCAGUGGGAUUGACAAAAGGGAAUAACGAAGGCUUUCAAACAAAUGGUGAAGGCAUAACCACCUCAGCAUCAGACCAAUGGGCUACGCUUCGUCGUGCAGUUAGAUACCAGCCUGGUAAAUCUAGUCGGAAAUUUGACUUUUCCGACAAUACUGCAUCAACGCCGCCUGCCGUAGGCGAUGAUAGUAAUAAGAAACUAGAAGCAAACAAUGGAAAUGUUGACGCGUCAGUAUUUAAACCAGGUUCAUUACUAUCAUACGACGAAAAGAACCCUCCCUUGAAGCAAGUAGAACAAGAAGAACUCUCUUGGGCCAAAGGAUCCCUCCUGGCUUCGAGUGACGUUAUACAUGAACAGAAAGAAAAAGAACGAAGAGAAGAGCGAUGGAAAGAGCGAGAAAGAGCAGGGAAUGGCACGACAUUAGUUCAACUCGAUAAUGGCGUUCAUUUCCAUAAAGGUUCAUUACUCGAUAAGGCCCGUCCGGACAAUGCUCCAACUCACAAUGGCACGUUCCUUAAUAUCCAUGAAGAACGGACGUUCUCGAAAGGAUCAUUGUUGGCCCAAAAGAAAAAGUCUACUGAAAGCCUAUCCCCAAACCGCCCACGAUCCGAACGACAACCUAACGGUCCGCUGCUCUCAAUUGAUCUUCCUUCUACACAUAAUCAAUCGCGCUCUCAAACUGGGUUCACUACUCAUUCGGGAAAUGGGCCUCUUUUGACCCUAGAUCUGCCGCCAUCACCGUACCGGACUCCACAUAACGUUAUAUCUCCCACGUCUCCUGGAAGCACUCUCUUACAAUUAGAUCUUAAACAUGAUGCUCAGCAUACAUUGGCGCUCAGAAGCAAGGAUAUUAAGCCGCUGGUCAGUUUUGUACCUGGGGAGAGAUCGGAAGUCAGGGAGACCAAGAGAGAACAAGGGAAAACUUUGUUAGUCAACCAUGGCUAA